GGCACUGAUGGUAGAUCACGUGAGUCCCGGACACGGGUCGCAGGAACGCUGCCGGGCUGCGGGCAGUUCUUGUUGAGUUUGGUCCUCAGUGGGCCAUGGCCAACGUUUCUAAGAAAGUGUCUUGGUCAGGCCGAGAUCGUGAUGAUGAGGAGGGGGCGCCGCUGCUUCGAAGGACAGGGCAGCCUGACGAGGAGACGCCGCUGCUGAACGGAGCCGGUCCCGGCGCGCGCCAGUCUCAUUCUGCACUUUUCCGAAUUGGACAGAUGAACAACGUGGAGCUGGAUGAUGAACUCCUGGACCCGGAAGUAGACCCUCCUCACACCUUCCCCAAGGAGAUUCCACACAACGAGAAGCUCCUCUCCCUCAAGUAUGAGAGCCUGGACUAUGACAAUAGUGAGAAUCAGCUCUUCCUGGAGGAGGAAAGACGAAUCAACCACACGGCUUUCCGGACAGUGGAGAUCAAGCGCUGGGUUAUCUGUGCCCUCAUUGGAAUCCUCACAGGCCUGGUAGCCUGCUUCAUUGACAUUGUAGUGGAGAACCUGGCAGGCCUCAAGUACCGAGUCAUCAAGGACAACAUCGACAAAUUCACAGAGAAGGGCGGCCUGUCCUUCUCCCUCCUGCUGUGGGCCACACUGAACUCUGCCUUCGUGCUCGUGGGGUCUGUGAUUGUGGCCUUCAUAGAGCCAGUUGCUGCUGGCAGCGGAAUCCCUCAGAUCAAGUGCUUCCUCAAUGGGGUGAAGAUCCCCCACGUGGUGCGGCUCAAGACGCUGGUGAUCAAGGUGUCUGGCGUGAUUCUGUCUGUGGUAGGCGGACUGGCUGUGGGAAAGGAAGGGCCAAUGAUCCACUCAGGAUCCGUGAUUGCUGCUGGGAUUUCCCAGGGAAGGUCAACAUCACUCAAGCGAGAUUUCAAGAUCUUUGAGUAUUUCCGCAGAGAUACAGAGAAGCGGGAUUUUGUCUCAGCUGGAGCUGCAGCUGGAGUAUCUGCUGCAUUUGGAGCCCCUGUGGGUGGGGUCCUGUUCAGCUUGGAAGAGGGCGCCUCCUUCUGGAAUCAGUUCCUAACAUGGAGAAUUUUCUUUGCUUCCAUGAUUUCCACCUUUACACUGAAUUUUGUUCUGAGCAUCUACCAUGGAAACAUGUGGGACCUAUCCAGCCCUGGCCUCAUAAAUUUUGGAAGAUUUGACUCAGAGAAAAUGGCCUACACCAUCCAUGAGAUUCCUGUCUUCAUCGCCAUGGGUGUGGUGGGCGGCAUUCUUGGAGCUGUGUUCAAUGCCUUGAAUUACUGGCUAACCAUGUUUCGAAUCAGGUACAUUCACCGGCCCUGCCUCCAAGUGAUUGAGGCCAUGCUGGUGGCUGCUGUCACAGCCACAGUUGCAUUUGUCUUGAUUUACUCAUCUCGAGAUUGCCAGCCCUUGCAGGGGAGCUCCAUGUCCUACCCACUCCAGCUCUUCUGUGCAGAUGGCGAAUACAACUCCAUGGCCGCAGCCUUCUUUAACACCCCUGAGAAGAGCGUUGUCAGCUUGUUCCAUGACCCACCAGGCUCCUAUAAUCCCAUGACUCUCGGCCUGUUCACCCUGGUCUACUUCUUCCUGGCCUGCUGGACCUAUGGCCUCACAGUGUCUGCUGGUGUCUUCAUCCCAUCACUGCUCAUUGGGGCUGCCUGGGGCCGACUCUUUGGCAUCUCCCUGUCCUACCUCACAGGGGCAGCGAUCUGGGCAGAUCCGGGUAAAUAUGCCCUGAUGGGAGCUGCUGCUCAGCUUGGUGGGAUCGUGAGAAUGACCCUUAGCCUGACAGUCAUCAUGAUGGAGGCCACCAGCAACGUGACCUACGGUUUUCCCAUCAUGUUGGUGCUGAUGACUGCCAAGAUUGUGGGUGAUGUCUUCAUUGAGGGCCUCUAUGACAUGCACAUCCAGCUGCAAAGUGUGCCCUUCCUACACUGGGAGGCCCCGGUCACUUCACACUCGCUCACUGCCAGGGAAGUAAUGAGCACACCUGUGACCUGCCUGAGGCGGAGAGAGAAGGUUGGCAUCAUCGUGGAUGUCCUGAGUGACACAGCGUCUAAUCACAAUGGGUUCCCUGUGGUAGAGGAUGUAGGAGACACCCAGCCAGCCAGGCUCCAAGGCUUGAUCCUGCGUUCCCAGCUCAUUGUGCUCCUGAAGCACAAGGUGUUUGUGGAGAGGUCCAACAUGGGUUUGGUGCAGCGGCGGCUGAGGCUGAAGGACUUCCGCGAUGCCUAUCCACGCUUCCCCCCAAUCCAGUCUAUCCACGUAUCCCAGGAUGAGCGCGAGUGCACCAUGGACCUUUCUGAAUUCAUGAACCCUUCUCCCUACACUGUGCCUCAGGAGGCAUCUCUUCCUCGAGUGUUCAAGCUGUUCCGGGCUCUGGGCCUGAGGCACCUGGUGGUAGUGGACAACCACAAUCAGGUGGUCGGGCUGGUGACCAGGAAGGACCUAGCAAGAUACCGCCUAGGAAAGGGAGGCCUAGAAGAGCUUUCGCUGGCCCAGACGUGAGGGCUGGCCCCCACCCUUGGACAGUGGCACCCCGGCCCCUCUGCACUUCCUCCCAGGGUCCCUGGUCUCAGCCAAAGCCUUGUCCCCUGGGCAGUGCAGCAACAGGAGCUCUCCCUGGGCUUGGCUGGUGUGGGGGCCAGACCCUUUUCCUGGGCAGUUGUUUACAUCAUCAGCACUUUCCUUAUUCCCUGACCCUCCGGUCCUCAGACUGACUUGCCCUACUCCUGGGCUUCUCCUAGGAUGAAAUGUGUGUUAUCACACCCUUGUGGCUCACUUCUGAGAGCCAGUAGAGGCUAGUGUGUGAGAAAGACAGACAGGUAAGCAGGUGUGAGCUACUACUUACUGCUGUUUCUGCUGACUGAGCACCUACCCUGUGUCUGUACUGCCCACACCAGCCAGGAGCUUCAGAAGCAAGGGCAUGAGGAGCUGUGCAGCCUGGAGCAGGCUCUGUCAGGGAACCCACGUGUGCCACACAUGCUGCCCCGUCUCUUUGUCCAGAAGUUGGGAAGACUGGGACUUUUGAUCUAAAAAUCGCAUGAAGACUGAAUUUGAGUUCACCUACAUCUGCCCUAGGCUUUUAGACCUGGGGGUCAUGGCACUGGACCACAGCCAGAAAGCAGAUCUUAUCGAAGCACUUAGGUCCUGUUAUCCAUAGUAGCCUGCUUACUACUGUCCUGUGUGGUACACCCUUGGGAAGUGGCCUCCCAGGGCCUGACAAUUCUGGGAUGGCCCUAGGAUGGAUGGACCUGUGAGCACCAGAGCCAAGGAACCUCACCCCUAAACCCUGUCUUGUCAAAGCUGGCUCCACUGGAGUAAGCUGGACCUGACAUCCCUCAGUGACCUUCAGAGUCUUCCCCCCCACCCACCCCCCAACACUUUUUAAAGAUAGUUGCAGUGUCUCUGGCAGGAGUCUAUUACAAGGCCACACAGGUCUUUGGAAAGCUGGCAGCUCCUGCCUUUCAGUUGUCCCUCCAAAAGAGUGACUCUUCCUUCCAUGAGGAAAUGGGCCUAAGUAUGUUGUCUGGAGCGAGAAAUGAGUUCUCUGCCUCAUGCUCAGUAUUCUGGGGAGUCAGGCACUCAGCAUGGUGAGAAACCAGUGCAGACAGCACUUCUGUAAACAGUAGCUGCUGUCUGCUGCUGUGGGCAGUGGUGCAGUUCUUGAAGGGUAUUGCAGCCAGCCCAGGGCCCAGUGGGAGGGCCGUCCAGGGACCCUGGCCUUCUCAUCCCAUCUCAGACUUGCUCUCAGGCUCACUGCAGAGUGUGGGUUCUGCAGCCUACUUGGAUGGCAUCCUGUCCUCAAGCCUGGGCAUAGCAGGCUCUUCAAGAAGUUAAAACUAGCCUGCCUGGUGGGCAGGUCCAAGUGACAAUGCCAGGGACGCUCUGGAUCAGGAAGAGCCAUACCUAAAGUUGGACCCAAGGGGUGAAAAACAUGCAUAGGGUCUCAAAGACCUGGUACCAAAAAGGCAUGUGCAAUCUGUCCACAGUUGUGUGUUGACUACAUGUUGAAAUGAUAUUUUUGGAUAUAUUAGGUUAAAUAAAGCAAUCAAAGUUUGUCUC
Arvicanthis niloticus (Nile rat) is the source of this 4064-nucleotide messenger RNA. RefSeq names its product chloride voltage-gated channel 7 (gene Clcn7). The record is from RefSeq and is a predicted model, not a curated record. NCBI's taxonomy places the organism in Eukaryota, Metazoa, Chordata, Mammalia, Rodentia, Muridae. Gene Ontology annotation, cellular component: lysosomal membrane; intracellular membrane-bounded organelle. Gene Ontology annotation, molecular function: chloride:proton antiporter activity. Gene Ontology annotation, biological process: transmembrane transport; chloride transport.